Molecule: messenger RNA, 2051 nt
Organism: Aegilops tauschii subsp. strangulata
Lineage: Eukaryota; Viridiplantae; Streptophyta; Magnoliopsida; Poales; Poaceae
Molecular function (GO): protein binding
Source: RefSeq, a predicted model, not a curated record
UGUAGGCUGUAGCUCCCCCAAAUCUCAUCCACCGGCCGGCCCUAAUGGCGCUCCCAGAUGAACUCCUUGAGGAGAUCUUCCUACGCCUCGCCGCGGCCGCCGACCUCGCGCGCGCCUCCACGGCCUGCGUCUCCUUCCGCCGCGUCAUCACCGCCCACCCCUUCCUCCGCCGGUUCCGCGCCCUCCACCCGCCGCCCCUCCUCGGCAUCCUCUGCGGCGGCCUCAUCCCCGCGCAGCCGCCCCACCCUUCCGCCGCAGCGGCAGCCGCCUUUGCCGACGCCGACUUGUCGUGCUCCUUUCUCCCCCCACCCCUUUUCUCCCGCGCCCUCGAGGGGACCGGCGGCGACUACAACCCUAGCCACCUGGUCACGGAGUUCGCCGUCUGCGACCCCCUGCACCGUCGUUACCUCCUGCUGCCGGCCCUCCCCGACCUUCUGGUCGGUCAGGUCCAUAGGCCGGACAUCGUGGAGUGCGAGCCCUUCCUCGCUCCUCCUGGCCCUGACGACGUUGGGGCUGACUGGUCGUCAUUCAGAGUCAUGUACUUGGUGCGGUGCACAACCAAGCUCUUCCUCUUCGUCUUCUCUACCUGCGCCGGACAAUGGCUCGCUAAUCCUGUUACAAUUGACGUGUUUCGAUGUGGGGCGGUGCUGCACCGCUUCUGCGCCCAUGGCUGCUUCUGUUGGGAGGUUUUCCGGUCUAACAAGUUGCUCGUGCUCGAUGCGCGCAGGAUAGAGUUCUCCACUGUUGACCUCCCGCCUCCACCUGGCCCUGAUGUGCGAAAGAUGGCCAUUGUAGAGGCAGGAGGAGGAAGGCUUGGGAUGCUUACUAUCUCUGAGCAUCCUGAACCUGGUGCAGAUCAUCUCCUUUAUGCCGUACAGUCUAAGGAUGCGAAUGGCACAAACCAGUGGCAGUCCAAGUCAGUAAUUUCUUUGCCGGAAAAUUAUCGCUAUGGCAUCAUGGGUGUAGCUGGUGGAUACUUACUCCUAACUGGGUAUCCAGAAGACGACAUGCCAAUCAGCUAUUUUUCACUGAAUCUCCAGACUUUCCAGGUUGAGUGGUUCUGUCAGACUGGUGAUAAAAGUCAUUUUUGGUGACCUGUAUGCCGAUCUCCCACCGUCCUUGUCCCCACCAACUCUUUGAACUGUGUGCAUCAUGUCAAAUGAAUUCUUGCCUUUGGCUGGUGAGACUCACAGUCAGCUGAGGGCGCAUUAGAUAGCAUUCUAAAUUUGGGUUUUGCCGGCUGGCAUCAUCACCAAGUUAUCAAUUCUGGUGGCAUGUUAGGUGGAAUAGCUUCAAUUUGUGCAUCGUCCAAGGACGGGAAUGGCGCAAGCCAGUGGCAAUCCAAGCCCGCGACCCCUUUGCCGGAAAAUUAUCGCUAUUGCAUCAGGGGUGUAGCUGGUGGAUACUUGCUCCUAACUGGGCGCCCAGAAAACAACAGGGCAAUAGUAGACUAUUUUUCACUGGAUCUCCAGACUUUGCAGGUUGAGUGGUUCUGUCAGACUGGUGAUUAUGUCAUUGUUGGCGACUUGUAUGCCGAUCUCCCACCGUCCUUGUCCCCGCCGACACUUUGAAGUGGGCCUCUCCAGAGAAAUAUACCAAUAGCAAGGAUUCACAAGCGUGACUGAUGUCAUGUUAAGGAGAACAAAUGCAAGAGCUUUUGAAAGGGAAAAAGCGGUUUGCAUUCGACAACAAUUUGCAGCCCGAGAGAAUACGAUGCGUCGUUGAGCUACUGAAGAACAAGAAGCAUACACUGGAUGUCCGUCGCAUCCACCUUGUUUUUCCUGUUGAAGAUUUCAUAUCGUUUCUGCUACUCGUGCAGUGCUUUUAUGCCUUGCAAGAGACUAGCUUAUUAUGUAUCCACCGCCUGAUUGGCUCACUUACUUGUAGUGCCCAGCUUCAGUAGUGUCUUUGUUUGAACUGAGUUUGUUUGCGGCUUUAGUAACCCAAAAUCUGUGUUGAAUGUAUGGUGGCAUGCUCAUCUCAUGCAAAAGUUCAUUUGUAAGAUGCCAGCACCGAUAGCAAUGCGUCAAUCCAUAUCGAGCGAAUCAUUA